CCGGAAACUCAGCGCACUCAUUUACCUUGAGGGUAAAAAAAAAAGUUUGUCGACUUCUUCGGUGUCCUCCUGUUGAUGUAAAAUGAUUAGUUUUGGCGGUAUUUUACACUAACUGUUGCUGCGCCGUGCGUUCGGACCAGCGAGGCCACCUUUAACGUCAACUGCCAGCGGAGCUUUUGAAGAAGCGGUGGCGCCAACUUAUCCAAAUAAAGUUAACGGCACGUCGGGGAAGCUAACGGAGCUAAAGCUAGCUGGCCGUGACAGCGCUCAGGUUGCUGACGUCACGUGACGGAGUCCAACUUUGACCUCGCCGCGUCCACCUGAGAGAAGAUGGAGUAUCACCGAAGUAGCUAGCGGUCACAAGAAAACCGAGUCAGGAUGGCCGCGGACUCCUCGGUUAACUUUAACCUCCUCCAUCGGACGUGUAAGCUGGUGGUGCUGCUCUGCUUCCUCCACAUCACUGUCACCGUCUUCUUCUACGUCCGCUCUCUGGACAUCCCCUUCGCCUUCGUCCAGAACCAGCAGAGCCACAACAACGGCACCGGUACUGAAUUGAAGCGGACCCUGGACGCCGGCCCCUCGCCUACUUUCCAACCGAAGACGGAAAGUCUGGAUAAAUGUCCCGAAACGUCUCCUCUGCUCGUGGGUCCCAUGCGGGUGGAGUUCAACAAUCCGGUGAGCCUGGAGCUCAUCAAGAAAGAGAACCAGCGCAUUGAGCCGGGUGGACGCUAUAAGCCAAAAGACUGCAAGGCGCUGCAGAAGGUCGCCAUCAUCAUCCCGUUUCGCAAGAGAGACGAGCACCUCAAGUACUGGCUCUACUACCUUCACCCCAUCCUGCAACGCCAGCAACUGGACUAUGGAGUCUACGUCAUCAACCAGGACGGAGACGAGAUCUUCAACCGGGCCAAACUGUUAAACGUGGGCUACGCCGAGGCCCUGAAGGACUACGACUACGAAUGUUUCGUCUUCAGUGACGUGGACCUGAUCCCCAUGGACGACCGAAAUACGUACAAGUGUUUCGGUCAGCCCCGACACCUGUCCGUGUCCAUGGACAAGUUUGGCUUCAGGUUACCGUACAAUCAGUACUUUGGGGGGGUGUCGUCCAUGUCCAAAGAACAGUUCCUGACCAUCAACGGCUUCCCCAACAACUACUGGGGGUGGGGGGGUGAGGAUGACGACAUCUACAACAGGCUAGCAUCCAAAGGAAUGUCCAUCUCCAGGCCGAGCAACGAAGUGGGGAAAUGUCGGAUGAUUCGACACGUACGAGACAAGCAGAACGAGCCCAACCCUCAGCGGUUUGACCGAAUUGCUCACACCAGGGAGACGAUGAACAAGGACGGCAUCAAGUCGCUGUCCUACAAGCUGGUGUCCAAACAAACCUUGGAUCUCUUCACCAAGAUCACAGUAGACAUCGGAAAGCCGUGACGAGUAAGCGGACCAUCGCAAACCCAAUGUGCCUUCAAUCAUGCUGGACCACGUUGUGUUGUUUUUGCACUUCCUUUGUUACUGGACCCUUAAACGUGUCACUCAAGCAAGCAAGCAAGCAAUCUGAACUAUUGAUGGACAAGCGCUACAGCUGUGGUUGACGUGCUAUUUUUCCUUAGGGGGGUGGGGGGGGUCAAAAUCAUCUCAAAUCUGAGCGUAUUUUUGUUGGCAUGACAACCGAUCGCCUGUCCGAGAAUGUGAACCCGGAUUAAUUGAUGAGCUUUAAUUGCUUUUUACCUGUGUUCCACCGUGGACAAUCAGUGCCUUACGGCCUCCCGAGUGUCUCCAUGACGAGCCUCAUCAUUUAUUGGUCAGCUUUAAUCACUUUGUGUGCGUGUGUUGGUGUGUGUGUGUGUGUGUGUGUGUGUGUUUGUGUGGUGAAGACAAUCAGUGCUUAGUGGCUUCCAAGUGUCCUUACGACAUGCAGUGUCAUUGAUUAUCGAUCAGCUUUAAUCGCACGGACAUGUGCGCGUUAAAAGUUUACGCCGAAGAUGUUCACACACUGAACUUUGAACCCUUCAUGUUAAACAUUGACAGAUGGAGGAUGUGACGGACAUAGCUCAUUUUCACAAUUAAAGCACUUUGUCACUGUGUUUGCACAUGUAUGUUUUUGGGGGAUAAAAGUGGUGC
Molecule: messenger RNA, 2115 nt
Organism: Doryrhamphus excisus (bluestripe pipefish)
Lineage: Eukaryota; Metazoa; Chordata; Actinopteri; Syngnathiformes; Syngnathidae
Gene: b4galt1l
Product: DP-Gal:betaGlcNAc beta 1,4- galactosyltransferase, polypeptide 1, like
Biological process (GO): protein N-linked glycosylation; carbohydrate metabolic process
Cellular component (GO): Golgi apparatus
Molecular function (GO): cytoskeletal protein binding; beta-N-acetylglucosaminylglycopeptide beta-1,4-galactosyltransferase activity
Source: RefSeq, a predicted model, not a curated record